Cadophora gregata is the source of this 1526-nucleotide messenger RNA. RefSeq lists its product as uncharacterized. The record is from RefSeq and is a predicted model, not a curated record. The transcript has a single exon. NCBI's taxonomy places the organism in Eukaryota, Fungi, Ascomycota, Leotiomycetes, Helotiales, Ploettnerulaceae. Bases 1 to 1248 code for a protein of 415 amino acids.
AUGAGACCAUCACCAAUAUUCUCACCCUCCUCCUCCAUCCCCUCGACCCAAUCUCCAUCCCUCCCUCAGCCCCAACCCCAACCCCUCCCCCUAACCACCUUCCCCCUCUUCCCCCGCCUCCCCACCGAACUCCAACUCAAAAUCCUCCACCACUGCACCCAUCUCGCCCCCCGCAACAUCGACAUCUGGACAUCCUGGAAAAGGUGCUCUCACUCCAACACAAUCUUCUACAUCCAGCAAUACAGCUCCUUACUAUCAGCGAGCGCUUCAGUCGCCCCGGUAUUAUUGUCUGUGUCGAAGGAUGCGAGGAGGGAGUGUUUGGCUGUGGUGGGGAGGGAGUUUGAGAGUGUGAUGAGUGUUUCUGUUGCGAAAAGGGGAGGGGGUGAUUUAGGGAGUGGGAGUGGAAGCGGGUGUGAGAGGGGAAGAGAGGUGGGGAGUGAGGUUGAGGUUGUGGGUGAGUUUGAGAGUGAGGAUGGAGGGAAAGGGAGAGGGAAAAGAAAGCGAAAAGGGGAAGGGAGCGGCAAAAGAUAUGCAGAGGUUCAACCUCGUAUGGAAAUUGAGAGCGAAGAUUCCACCCAAUCCAUCAUCACAGCCACCCUCCCCCCAACACUAUUCCUCAACUACCAAAUUGACACGCUCAUCCCCCGCGGUUUCUGGAACCUAGUAUCCUUCUCCGACUUCACGACUCGGAUCUCAUUUCUCGGUCAUCAAUCCAUCGCAAUUGAUGUCUCGGGCUGUUUCUGGAGAGAGAAUCUAAGGGAUUAUUGUAGGAGGAGGUGUUGGGUGCUGAAUGGGGUGGGGGAAGUAUUGGUUUAUGAUGGUAGGGAGUCGAGGAAGGGGAUACUGAAGGAGAGCGAUAAUUUGGAGAUGUUUAGAGAGAGGGUGGUGAGCGAAAAUUUGGCGGGGAGUGUGGAGAUGAGGUUUGUGGAUUUGGAUUUGGAUUUGGAUUUGGAUUUGGAUUUGAACAUUUCUGAUUUGAAAUCGAAGGGGGAGGGUGCGGGGGAAGUUGAGGGAGAUGCAGUUGCAGGCGCCAACGAGGGAUACAGGGAAGUCAAGGACGUGGCGAGGUUUUUGAACAAGGUCUUUGAUGUCAUUGAGAACGACGUGGAUGUCGAAGGGGACGAAGAGUUUGGAACUGUAAGGAAAGCAGAAUUCGUUUCCAUGGAACCUACGGAGAAGAGCGAGUUCAGGAGGCCGGUGGUUAGGCUGGUGAGGUUGGUUACUGAGCCGGUUGGGAAGACUGUUUAAGUAUUGGUGUUGGACUUUAAGGUUGGAUUGUAGCAUUAUUUGGAGCUUUGGGAGCGGGAUAUUAUUAUGCACGGAUUUUGGUAUAGUUAAUCGUGGUUGAAUUGCUUGGCAAGCAUGGUGUUUGGACUCAAUCCAAAGGCUACAUACACUUAUCGUAUGUAGCAUCUGCUACCGAAUUUUCAAGCACUGAGCGAAUGCCAUGCAUUUCUUUCGCUGGUCGGUUCCAGUCACUUGAAAAAUGCCAGAAACGAUCAUUUACGAUCUUCACUAAACUUGAC